Messenger RNA from Hyaloscypha bicolor E, 1895 nucleotides. RefSeq lists its product as uncharacterized. The transcript is spliced from 4 exons. Lineage: Eukaryota; Fungi; Ascomycota; Leotiomycetes; Helotiales; Hyaloscyphaceae. Bases 1 to 1710 code for a protein of 569 amino acids. The record is from RefSeq and is a predicted model, not a curated record.
AUGGCGGCUGAGGCAGAUUCCGAGCUCGUCGAUCGCUCCAUUGAACGUAAAGACACAAAAACUUCUCAGCCAAAGGGGCCGACCAUUCUACAAUUCAUUAUUGCAACUUUAGCCUUCGCCCUUCUCGCAAUUGUGAUUCUCUUCGUCCAAUCAGCCUAUGUCGCCGUGGACCUCUCAAACAGGAACCUGCCGCUUAAUAGGCUCUCAAAGACAGACAGUAGUACUACUCUAGCAAUUGUCCGAGCCUCGCAAGGCGUCCUGUACAUAUGCAUGACUUAUGUGCUCAACGAGGCCUUUAUGUUGUUGUUGUGGCUGCAGAUGAACUCGCCAAAAGGAAUCUCGUACCUAAGUCUCUUGGCCCUCUCUCCAUCAACUAUGCAAUGGGGUACAGUUAGGCUACUUGUCUCGUCCGCGUCAAAUUCUCAAGACAGAGUCUGGGCAUGGUCUCGGCUCUUCCUUCACUUGGCUCAGUGGCUAUCUGGGCUGGUUCUCUUUUUCAACACGUCUUUCCUGACAGUGUAUGAUGUUGCGACCACCUACAACGUCACCGCAGGCAUAGGAGCUUUCAAUGGAACACUCGUACAACCUUUCUUCACUAACCUCAAAACAUUAGUCCCGGGCGAUCCGUAUACACUUCUGCCGUUCCAAUACUUUGCAGCAGUGUACAUCCUUGUUAUCAACCCGCUAAUCUCGACAAUCUCGACGCCGGUCCACUGCUCGGGCGAGAGCUGUGUGUCGUAUCUUCUCUCAGGCGGCCUCUCCCAGUCCGAACCAUGGGAUUCGGCAACAUUCUCAGACUAUCAGGACUAUCAGAUGGCCAGGGUUGACAAUACGCCAUCCGUUCAGAUAGACUUUUCAAGUCCUGUUUCAGACGUAUUUACAGAUGCGGAUUGCGACCAGUUUGGCUCGUCAGACAGCCCCAUUGCAAUGCGGUUCUGCGUCGUCAACGACGAGGCAGUGACGAACGCACUGAGAGCAGGCCUCUUUGUCUGCGCGAACGGCACUAAUAAUGGACAAUGCGAUAUCGGGACACCAUGGAACAACAUCACCACCCGUAUCGAAUUCUAUACCCGCGAGGCGACCGUCAUCGCCUCGCGUUCUAACUACACAAUUGUCAGCGUAGAGAGCAUCACGUCACCAGAGAUGGUGACAGAUAUUGAUCUUACAGCAUACAGAGAAGUCCUGCGCUGGCUGCUCAACUACACCGCAUCCGACAUCCCGGCACCCUCCUCCAUCGCCCAGAGCUUCUUCAACUCGUACGCCCAGCUCGAUAGCCCGUAUACGUACGGCAUUGCUCAGCAGAACUUCCAGAGCAUAGUCGCCUUCCCCUUCUGGCUUUUCAACAAUAAUAAUUGGGGGAAUAUAGCAGUCAAGUCCGAUAUGCUUGAGGCUGGCUUGUCGCCGCAGUUCUAUACUACGGUUUCGAUUGUGGAGCCAUACGUCAAGUUGAAGUUCGAUAAUGCGAUGUUUGUCCUUUGUGUGGUGUUACAGGGCUUGGUGCUCGUCUUCGUGUGGACCGUCUUGGUAUGGACGUGCCUCCGACGAUCGAGCUUGACAUUUCCAGUAUCUGCUUUUCCGUUCUUUGACGCUAGGCACAAGCUCUUGAUGGAUGGAGAAGAGGGGAUUAGUGGCCGUCUGGCAGCAAGGGCACAGACUUCUGAAAUAAUAAGGACGAUGAAGAACGCGAGAGUACGGAUUAAGGAGGACUAGAACUUGGUAGGAGGACUGGCGAACGAUAAAGCUGAAAUAUGGUGGUUGUUGAUUGAUGGUAGAUAUCCCUUUACAACCGCUGUUUGCGGCUUGAAAUAAAGACACAUCAGCAAUAGCUUGAUGAUCAAUGUGGGGGAUUGUAAAAUUAUAAAUCGUCCUGUAGUGCACUUCAGUCCUGCUUUCUC